CAUACAUAUGUGCAUAUAUAUCUUUUGUCCAUUUCAGCGUCUGGUUUGCCUCGCCAAUUCUUAGGAGCUAGCCAGCUAGCUGCAUACAUAUGUAGCCGUCCGGCUGACUGACCGCCUGCAUGGUUAGCCUGUUGUAUGGGAAAGGGAGGCGACGGUGCAUUUGUUACGUCGUGUCUCCUCGUUGUUGUUGAGGCACUUACUUACUGAGAGUGCUGCUUUUCGCCUGUUGCCAAUGGCCUUAGGUGACGCCAAUCAAUUUGGCUACUCUAUGUGUGUGUAUCAUUUUUGAGAAUAAUAGAAAAAUUUACUUGUGGAAAAGUCGAUUUUGUAGUUUUAAGUUUUCAAUACCCAAACAAGUGAGUAGAUCGGGGAAAGCAAGUUAUAUAGUUUUAAUGAGUUUCUUUUACUUGUUUUUGUUUAUAUAGAAAAAAAAAUAGUCAUUUAUGCUGCUUGGAAAAUAGUGAGCGUAGAUACAUAUGUAAAUAGAAUUAGUUGGGCAUUGUGUUUGAUGGUUGUUGAAGACUAAAAUAUUGGCGCGAAAAUUCCACCAAAUACGUUUUCUUAACGGUACCAAGUAUUGUGCUUAUCAACCGCAUCUUAAGAGAUUAUGUAAGAAAAAAUAUCGGCCACCAUCGAAGCGUCUUGUUAUACCUCGAAUGUCGCUAUUGGGAAAAUCCAUAAACUACACACGCGGUUCACAUCGGCGCGAUGCUCGCUACCGGCUCAUACAGGGACGUAUCUAUAAUUUUUUGGAGCGACCACGUGGAGUCUUUGCGAUCUCCUAUCACAUAAUGGUUUUUCUAUUGGUUUCCACAUGUUUAGUGUUAAGUAUCUUCACCACAAUUCCCGUCUAUGAACAUGAGGCUGCAUUCUCAUUGUACCGCAUGGAGGUUUUGGUGGUGCUUUGGUUAACGCUGGAAUUCAUUGUGCGUCUCUGGGCGGCGGGUGUACGGUCGCGUUAUCAGGGUCUGCUGGGUCGUUUUAAAUUUAUGACAUCCACAUUUUGCUUAAUAGACCUUAUAACCAUUGCCGCUUCCGCUGCAGCUCUGGCGCAGGGCGCACCACGCCGAGUUUUUGCCACUAGCACUUUGCGUGCCUUGAGAUUCUUUCAAAUUUUACGCAUGUUGCGUAUGGAUCGACGUGGUGGUAGCUGGAAACUUUUGGGUAGUGUGGUCUAUGCGCACAGGCAGGAACUAAUCACCUCGGUUUAUAUUGGAUUUCUCGGCUUAACGUUUUCCGCUUUCCUAGUUUACUUAGUCGAGCGGGAAGUUAAUGAGCAAUUUAGUAAUUUCGCGAAAGCUAUGUGGUGGGGUGUGAUAACAAUGUGCACUAUUGGUUAUGGUGAUGCCGUGCCCGUAACUUGGCAGGGUAAAGUUAUAGGCGCAAUCGUCACGUUGUUGAGUUACUCAUUCUUUGCAUUACCUGCGGGCAUCUUGGGUAGCGGUUUCGCCUUGAAAGUUCAACAACAGCAGCGUCAAAAGCAUAUGAUUAGUCGUUAUCAGCCAGCGGCUACAUUAAUACAAUCCGCCUGGCGUUAUUAUGCAGCAGAUGAGAAUUCCACAGCGGUGGCCACAUGGAAGAUACACGAAAUACCUAUACAGCUGCCCAGUCCAACUAGCUCCUUUAAAGUUCAGAGCCCUUUACGCCGUUUGCCCAGUCGCCGUCGUCGCAGUCAAACUAUUCACUCUCCAGCGGAUAUUUUACACAUUGAAUCGGCCAAAUCGGGUCGUUAUCUCUCGGUUUUCAACGACAAAACUCCGGAAAGUCAAGAUGAAGAUUAUACACCCAAGCAUAAUACGCUUAUGAAGAAGCAUAAAAUUGCUAUCAGAUUUAUUAGAAUGCUCAAGUUUAUGGUCGCUCGUCGUAAGUUCAAGGAAGCGCUGAAACCCUAUGAUGUAAAGGAUGUUCUGGAACAAUAUGCAGCGGGUCAUGCUGAUCUUUUGAUGCGUGUAAAAAAUAUACAUGCGAGAUUGGAUCUCAUUUUGGGCGGUAAGCGUGCUCCAAAAAUCAAAGAUGCUUCGAAGAUCUGCCUGGCUUCUAGAGUAGUAAAGAUGGAACGACAAGUCAACGAUAUUGAGGACAAAUUAGAUCUCUUCAUCCGACAAUAUAUGGAAGAUCGUCGUCGAAAAGUGUGCGAAAAUGAAGAAGAGUCCAACUUGACGCCCAUACUCGAAGCAGUCAAUACAGAGGCGAUUAAUAAAAGAGAAAAAGAAAAUAUCUCAGCAGCCGUUAAGGAAGCAAAAAGUGUCAACAGAACAAGCCUGCCCACGAUCGUCUAUCAGCCUCACCUGCCGGCGAAUAUAAGUUAUCCGCCGCAUCGUGAUCUGAAAUUACCGCUGCCACAACAGAGGCCCGACAGUGCAAUAAUUUUCAUAGAUGAUUUGGGCAAAGUGGACGAAGGUGAUAUAUUCAAUGACGACGAUGAGGAGUUCAGCGACGGCAUGUAUGCAUCAGUGGAGGCGUAUUUGGGUUGGACGUGAGGAGGGAGUGCAGAAUUGUUUACUCACUUUUUUUUAGUGCCAUUAAGAACUUAAGUGCCUUAAAGCAGUUGUGAAGGUAUCUAAUACUAAGAU
This is a messenger RNA of Ceratitis capitata (Mediterranean fruit fly), 2573 nucleotides long. RefSeq names its product potassium voltage-gated channel subfamily KQT member 2. Lineage: Eukaryota; Metazoa; Arthropoda; Insecta; Diptera; Tephritidae. The coding region runs from base 657 to 2480 and encodes 607 amino acids. Gene Ontology annotation, cellular component: membrane. Gene Ontology annotation, molecular function: voltage-gated potassium channel activity. The record is from RefSeq and is a predicted model, not a curated record. Gene Ontology annotation, biological process: potassium ion transport; transmembrane transport. The transcript is spliced from 15 exons.